GCGGCAGGUGGAGGCGGGCCAGCCCGGGCCGGGAGCGCAGGAAGCCGCCGCUGCCGGGUUGGGGAAGGGGCCGGGCCGGCCUCCAGCAGCAGCAGCAGCAGCAGCCCGCCGCCCCCUCGCGCAGGAUCCCGGGAGCCAGGCCUCGGCCGCGCUACCAUGGCGGCGGCGCUGCUGCUGCAGGACGAGGCGGAGGAAGCGGCGGGCGGCGGCGACCUGGAGGUGAACCCUUUCGACGGGCUGCCCUUCUCCUCCCGCUACUACGAGCUGCUGAGCCGCCGCCGCCGCCUCCCCAUCUGGGCCGCCCGUUUCGCCUUCCUGGAGCAACUGGAGAGCAGCGCCGGCCUCGUCCUGGUCUCGGGCGAGCCGGGCACCGGCAAGAGCACCCAGGUGCCCCAGUGGUGCGCAGAGCAAGCCCUCUCGGUGCAGUUCGCCCACGGCCGAGUGGUCUGCACCCAGCCUCAUAGUUUGGCAGCCCUCAGCCUGGCCUUGCGCGUGGCAGACGAGAUGGACCUCAAUGUGGGCCACGAGGUGGGCUAUUGCGUGCCCCACGAGGACUGCUGCGUCUCGGAGACCCUGCUCAGGUUCUGCUUGGACGAAGUCCUGUUGCAAGAGAUGACCUCAGACCCCCUUCUGCGGCAGUACGGGGUGGUGGUGCUGGACGAAGCUCAGGAGCGCACGGUGGCCACGGAGCUGCUCCUGGGGCUGCUCAAGGACGUGCAGCACCAGCGCCCAGAUCUCCGCUUGGUGGUGGUGACCGAGCCUCUCCUGGAAGAGCAGCUGUGCCAGUUCUACCAGGAUGCCCCCGUGGUGAGGGUCCCGGGCCUUGGCCCCGCGCCACGCUUGACCUACAGAGACCCCCUCCCAGGGGGCCACGUGCCUGCUGCCUGCCAAGCCGUGCUGGAGCUUCAUCGACAAAAGGAGCCUGGCGACGUGAUGGUCUUCAUGGCCAGUGAGCAGGAGAUCAAGGAGGUGUGCGAGGCCCUCCGAGCAGAGGCUGCGGUCCUAGAGGCUGGCCUGGGACCCCUGCUGGUGCUGCCUCUGCAUGCGGCUGUGGGCAGGGACAGCCAGAAGUUGUAUGAGGACAGCCUGGGGGAGCGGGCACGCCGAGUCAUUGUCACGCACUGGCUGGCAGACGCAGCCUUCUCGGUGGGCAGCGUAAGGCACGUCAUCGAUACGGGGACGGAGCUACGCAACGUGUACAACCCCCGGAUCCGGGCUGCGUCACAGGAGUUGCGCCCCAUCAGCCGGAGGCAGGCAGAGGCCCGACGGCUCAGGGCUGCUGGCGCUCCUCCAGGGACCUGUUUGCGCCUCUAUUCAGAGGCCUGCUACGAGCAGAGGCUGCCGGCCGUCUCCCCCACUCACCUCAUGGAGGCCGACCUUCGCCGCCCCAUCCUGCUGCUCAAGAGGCUGGACAUUGCGGACGUGGGCCAGUGUGACUUUCUCGACAGGCCAGCCCCCGAGUCUUUGAUGCAGGCCCUGGAGGACCUGGACUAUCUGGCUGCCCUGGAUGAUGACGGGAACCUCUCUGAGGUGGGCAUCAUUAUGUCGGAGUUCCCUUUGGAUCCUCAGCUGGCCAAGGCCCUCCUGGCCUCCUGCGAGUUUGACUGCGUGGAGGAGAUGCUGACUCUGGCCGCCAUGCUGACUGCCUGGCCUUGUUUCCAGACUCCGGUGACACGCUGGGAGGACGCGGUGGUGGCGCGGCAGCAGGCUCUGCUCCACCCAGCCGGGGAUCACUUCACGCUCAUCAAUGUCUUCAAUGCGUUCCACCAGCAGAGCGACCCAGAAAGCUGGUGUCGAAAACACGCGGUCAGUGAGGCCGCCCUGCAGCUGGCCGGAGCGGUUCGGACAGAGCUCUUGGAUGUGAUGCAGCGGAUCGAGCUGCCGGUCUCCCCACCAGCCUUUGGCAGCGACAGCAACGUCCUGCAGUUGAAGCGAGCCCUCCUCACUGGCUUCUUCCUCAAGGUCGCCCGGGACAUCGACGGCUCAGGCAACUACCUGUUGCUGACCCACAAGCACUUGGCCCAGCUGCCCCCCAGCUGCUGCUAUCGCCUGCGCCGCCCAGCCCCACGGCCUCCCUCUUGGGUGCUCUACCACGAGUUCACUGUCUCCCAGGACAACUGCCUGAGGAUCGUCUCUGAGAUCCCGCCAGAAUUUGUGGCUGAACUGGCUCCCCAAUACUUCCUGAGCAAUUUGCCCCCCAGCGAGAGCCGGGACUUGCUGAUGGAGCUGCGGGGGAAGCUGGCGGAGGACACCCCCCUCCCGGGUCAAGGGGAGAACCCCCAGACCUCCAAAGCGGCUGAGGAUGCGGGAGACCCCUGUGUGCUGCAGUGACCCUGGCGGAAGAAAGGAAGAUGGCCGAGUUCGUGGCCGCUGCAGGCGCCCGGAGGCUUUGGGAACUGCUGGGGGCUGCCCAGGUCUCCCCCAGGGCAUGGCUGAGGGCAUCUGCCUGCCUGCCAGGCUCCUGGGUAGAAGAGAGGGCAGAGCGGGACAGGGGAGCCCCAAACGGGCUCUUUUCAGGACCGCAUUUUAGCUGGGGAGGGAAGUAGGGGCUGCUUCCAUGUGGGCAGGAGACAGCUGGCUGUGGAUCUGCUGCCUGGCCAUGCCAGCAGUCUCUUCUGGGGCCUCAUGGCCUUUUGGGGGGCGGGGCACUCAAGAGAGAAAGGCAUAAGACAGGUGGGCUGUCUUUGUUCACCUUGGCGAUCUGCUCUUCAGUUGGGUGCCUUGGCAAGCAGUGGGGUACCCCACUAGUCUGCUUUGGGGGGGCGGGUGCUGUAGAUCCUGGAGACCCCCUAGAUCCCUACCCACCCCAAAUUCUCCAAAGGGAUCCUUUCCCUUUUGAGCAGUUUGUAGAAGCAGGGGGGGCAGGGGGCUUAUACUUCCUCCUCCCUUGGUUUUAGCUUCAGCGGGGGUCCCUGCUGACUAUCCAGAAUGUUUUUAUGAACAGCAGGUGGGGGGAGCCUGGGGUACGGCUCUUGUCUUUUCUGUAUGUGCCUCAAAGGUGUUCCAUGUACCCCCCCGCCCGACUCAGGGUCAGUGGGUAUAUGGAGAGUGUAGGGCAAAGGCCAGCAGGCUCUGUGGGGCCUGGCCUCCGCUGCCCUGCUGCUCUGGACAAUCCUGCUUGUAGGAAUUAAAUUCUUUUAAAA
This is a messenger RNA of Pseudonaja textilis, 3143 nucleotides long. RefSeq names its product DEAQ-box RNA dependent ATPase 1 (gene DQX1). The record is from RefSeq and is a predicted model, not a curated record. Lineage: Eukaryota; Metazoa; Chordata; Lepidosauria; Squamata; Elapidae. Gene Ontology annotation, cellular component: intracellular anatomical structure; spliceosomal complex. Gene Ontology annotation, molecular function: RNA binding; helicase activity.